Ananas comosus (pineapple) is the source of this 1081-nucleotide messenger RNA. RefSeq names its product 26S proteasome non-ATPase regulatory subunit 9. Gene Ontology annotation, molecular function: protein binding. The coding region runs from base 98 to 736 and encodes 212 amino acids. The record is from RefSeq and is a predicted model, not a curated record. The transcript has 5 exons. Gene Ontology annotation, biological process: proteasome regulatory particle assembly. Gene Ontology annotation, cellular component: cytoplasm; nucleus. NCBI's taxonomy places the organism in Eukaryota, Viridiplantae, Streptophyta, Magnoliopsida, Poales, Bromeliaceae.
AGAGCAGAGUAGACCUCUCUCUCUCGCUCUCUCUCUCUCUCGAAGAAAGAGAAAUUCUUCAAAAAAAGAAAAAAAGGAGGAAAAAAAAGAGAAAGAAAUGGUGGGGGCGAAUGUGAAGGCGGAGACGCUGAGUCUGAUGGAGAGGAGGGCGGCGAUGGAGGCCGACAUGAACGCCAUCAUCGACGCCCUCUCCCGCCCCGGCGGCCCCGGCAUCUCCGGGAACCUUCUAGACUCCCAGGGAUUUCCGAGGCCCGAUAUCGACAUCCCUACCGUCCGGGCGCAGCGCCACCGCCUCGCUGAGUUGCGCAACGAUCACAAGGAUAUCACUGACAAAAUUGAUAAAAAUUUGCAAGUUUUGCACUCGUUAAGAUUAGGUAAAAACGAACCAGCGAUUCCUGGAGAUGCAGGUGCAUCAGCUUCUCAUGGCGUUUCGUCUCAAUAUUCUCCCGUGGAGGAGGAUCCAAUUGUCAGGAUACCUUUCGCUAUAAUUGAUGAAAUUGUCGAUGAUUCACCGGCAGCAGAAGACGGUUUACAGCUCGGAGAUGAGAUUGUAAAGUUUGGGAGCGUGGAAAUUGGCGAUGGACUGCAAGCGAAGCUUGUUUCAGAAGCACAGUCCAACCAGGGCCGUACCGUGCCUCUAAUCAUCAUACGGCAUGGUUCUGUUAUGAAUCUGAAUGUGAUUCCCAGACAAUGGCGCGGCCGUGGACUUUUGGGAUGCCAUUUUCGGAUCUUAUGACAAGACAAUUAGUGAUAACACAAUGAUGAGGAAGUUCUUAAAGUUAAUAGCACUUCCGAAAGUCGAAUUUAUGGGCAAUGCAUGUGGAUGCGCAUGCUUGCUUGUUGCCUUCUCAUAGCGUCGUUUUGUUUUGCAAAUUUUCUCAGCUUGUAAUAGUGAUCAACUGAACUUUUUUCUGCCGCACAUCUGCUUUGUUUUACUCGGCAUCGAAACAUUCCUCUCAGUAAGUUGUUAUAAAUGGAGUACUUCGUUUUCACCAAGGUGUUCUUGUGCUGUGAAAGAUGGGUAUCCAAAGUGUCUUAUGGUCAAAUAUGUGUUUAAUGAGGUUUUGUUUUUGAGUUGCCA